AUGCAGGAUCCCGUGGUGCUAGGAGACACGGGCAACACCUACGAGCGAAGCACCAUAUCCAUGUGGCUGGAGCGCUGUGCGCGUGCGGGCCGGGCCGCUACAGAUCCGCUCACCGGCCUCGUCGUGGGGGAUGCUCCCAAGAGCCUGAUCCAGGGCUGGGCCUCCCGCCACUACAUCGUCGACCUGGGGCGCUUCAGCAAGGCACGGAGGACGAAGCGGGCCACCCCCUCAAAGCAGCCUGCAACCGAGGCGGCGAUUGGGACGAGUGGCAGUCCUUCCACCACACCAGCCUCUCCCAGGACCGCCGAGCACCAGGGCCCGGACUCGCCCACCCACCGACUGGAGGGCGGGGCAUCGAGGAGUGAGGGACACCAUGCCGAGCCGCCUGCCCUUCCCCCGCCCCGCCCUGCCAGGCCGCUCUACCCUGACCCCGGCGACCCCGCCUCGGCCCGACUGGGGCUGGACGGCGUACCCGAGGCCCUGGCGGCCCUGCACCCCUCCCGCCUCGCCGCCGGCGGGUACCCCGCGCAGGCCAAAGCGGCCUACGCUGCACGCACGCUGAGCACGCUGGCCUCCCAGCGGGAGGCGCAGGAUGCCAUGAUGGAGCACCAAGCAGUGCCACUGGCCCUCGUCCUGCUGGGCAGGCGGCUGGCGCCAGCAGACGCCACACCCCACCUCCUCCGAAUCCUGCAGCGGCUGGCAGCCUGGCGUGGCGACGUCGCCCAGGAGAUUGUGGCCUGCGGUGGCAUCCUCACGGCGGCCAGCCUCCUGUCGGAGCCUGCCCCCGAGGUGCGGGCCGCCGCGGCCUCCCUCCUCUAUUUCCUGGUCCAGCAGCAACCGGGGCGGGGGCGCCAGGCCGCCCUGGACGCCCUGGCCGGGCAGGCCGCGCGUGGGCGCAUGCCGCCGCGCCCGCUGAUGGCCUUCUGGCGCUGGCAUCGGCCGGUGCCAGGGGCCGAGGCCGGGGCAGGGCCAGAGGGCGAGACCGAGGCUGGCGCGUCGGCGGGCGCGCUGGCGGCGGCCGACGCCAGCCUGGCAUGCCUGGUGCAUGCGCUGGUCUCCGGGGAUGUGGGAUUCUGCCGCGCAGACGCCCUGGACGCGCGGGACACAGCCCAGCUGGCCGGGCUGUGCCGCGGGCUGUGGCUGCUGUGCGCCGCCCGCGGCACCGACCCGGCGGCCGUGCGCGCGGCGUGCCACGCCAGCCCCCACUUCCCCGAGUUCGUGCGCGGCGUGCUGCGCUGUGCGGCUCUGGACCCCGGCUCGCCCCUGCUCCCCCGGCUCCUGGGCUGGCUGGGGGCGCUGUGCCACGAGCCGCGCUCCCCCUCUGCCUCGCUGGCCGCGGCCACGGAGGGCGUGCGCGCCGCCCUGGCGACCGUGCUGCCGGACCUGCUGCCGGCGCUGCUGCGGGAGGUGGAGGCGGGGACGGCCUCGCCCCCAGGCAAGCGAUGCUGGUGGUGGUUGGGAGGCUCGCUGCGCCGCGCCGAGCUGGCAUGCACGCUGACGUGCAACCUGGCGGCCAGCCGCGGCGGGGCAGGCCUCGGCCCCUCCUCGGCCGAGGCCCCCGCCGGCCCGAGCGGCAGCGGCGGCCUACACAAGGAUGAGCGGCCCGCCUCCAUCGAGGAGAGGGCCCACCUUCGGGGCUUGCUGGACAAGGCGACCGACAUGGUGGCCCAGUCCCGGUUCUUCAGCCAGCUGGUGGCAAGCUUCCAGGAGCUGGCCUUUCCCUCAGAUGCUCAGGAGCACCCUGCUGGGGAAGGGGCAUCCCCACCCCAAACCCUGGCACAGGUCCCGGUACGAGCCACAGUCUGGGGCCUGGGCUCGCUGCGACAGCCGCGCGCAGCGCACAUCCGGUGCCAGCUGGCGCUGCUCUGCCUCUUGAGGGCUGGGGUGCUGCAGCGGCUCUCUGGCCCCAUCACCGCGGUGGACCCUGCCUUCACCCCCGCCGAUGUAGACCUGCUGGAGUCCCUGGGGAUGGAGGCGCGUCUUGUCCACGCAGGGAACACUCCAGUGGCCCGGAAGCCCACGCUCUUCUUCCUGGCACACUGCAGCGCGGACCUCACCGAUUCCCUGCUUUCCAGCAACCGUGCGGCCGGCACGCUGCACAACCUGGUGCUGCUGGGCAACAGCCUGUCGGCCAUCGCCGCCGCCUGGCAGCACGGGGGACCUGCGGCUGGGCACGCCGCGAUUUCCACCAUCCUGGACCUGGUCCAACCCGGCUCCUGCAUGCGGGAGGUGGCGCUGCCGGAGUACGCCUUCCCCGUGAUCUCCGCGUUCAACGACAUCAGCAUCCACACCUUCUGGGCGGCCCCGCCCCUGAAGCAAACCGACUAG
This is a messenger RNA of Auxenochlorella protothecoides, 2328 nucleotides long. RefSeq names its product Protein SENSITIVITY TO RED LIGHT REDUCED 1. The record is from RefSeq and is a predicted model, not a curated record. NCBI's taxonomy places the organism in Eukaryota, Viridiplantae, Chlorophyta, Trebouxiophyceae, Chlorellales, Chlorellaceae. The transcript is spliced from 8 exons. The coding region runs from base 1 to 2328 and encodes 775 amino acids. Gene Ontology annotation, biological process: microtubule-based process. Gene Ontology annotation, cellular component: cytoplasm; nucleus.